CUGCUGAGAGCAGAAGCUGCCUGCACAAUGCUGAGCUCAGGUCUUUGUCCCGUUCUCCUGGUGCUCUCAGUGCUGCAGCUGAGCUGGUCCCUGAGUGAUGAAGAAAAGAAGAUAAUCUUGGAUGAGCAUAAUAAAUAUCGCUCUGAGGUCGAUCCCCCUGCCAGGGCUAUGAUGAAGAUGACCUGGGACCCGGACCUGGAGGUCAAUACUCGAGCCUUUGCAAAGCAGUGCAUCUGGGGCAAGAACGGUGAACAGAAGGGGAAAAAUUUCUUUGCUACAGCUUCAACCCUGGACGUAAAAUUGGCCAUUGAACAAUGGGAUGGGGAGAGGGAAUUCUACAGCUUCACAACUCACGAGUGUGACAAUGGGCAGACGUGUGACAACCACACCCAGAUGGUCUGGGCAGACACAACUCGCACUGGCUGUGGGAAAAGUUUUUGUGAGAAGGUCGAUGGAAUCGAAACAGAGAAUGUGCACGUGCUUGUUUGCAGCUAUUUCCCCCCGGGUAACAUGAAAAGCAAAAAGCCCUACAUGGAAGGACCCCCAUGUACAAUGUGUCCCACGGGCACAGUCUGUGUGAACAACCUGUGUGUAUCAGCCCUGGACACAGAAAACCAACAGAUGACAAGUGUGGAUCCACCCAAAGCUGGAGCUCCCAGUACCUGCUUGGGGCUUUCGCUCUUCCUUGUCCCCAGUGCCAUCCUGGUGGGCCUUCUGCUCUGAAGGGUCUUCCUCAGCUGUCCCUGCACCCCUCACCAAGGCUUUGGUCAGCGCUGGUUGUUCCACAACCCUGGUAGGCUCAGGAGACUCCUUGGACAAUUCACACGCUCCCUCCUUACGCUGCCUUCUCUGCUGCAGCCCCGGCGAGCCAAGGGCAGCCGGCAGGCCCGGAGGAACUUGGUCCCCUUCCCGAGGAGACCCGAGGGCAGGAGGGUGUUUGCCAUAAUGCUGGUGACCUUGGACGCUUCUCCUUUUUCCUGGCUUCCGUUGCAUUUCCAGGCUGGAAGUGUUGAGCUCUCCCACCCACCCACCUGCUCGUGUGACCCCAGGGACAGCGAGGUGACUUGGGGACAAUGAGACAUGGUGGUUGGCUUUGGUGUUUGUAGAUGAGACAUGGUGGUUGAGUUUGGUGGAUUUUUCCAGCAGAAAUGCUCUUUUCCCUCCCAGUGUGUCCAUCUCAAUUUUGGACAAGUUUUACCUCUUUCCCUUCUUGUCCAAAAAGAGUGGCUGUUUUGAUUUCUGUUUCUGGAGGAUUUCUGUUUCCUCCUGGUUCUGGUGUAGCUCUGGCCAGUACUACCCAGCUCUUCUCCCCUCUCCUCCUCACACUCUGCAGCCCUUGCCUCCUCCCUCUCUCCUGCUCUCUGGCACACAUCCCCUUCCUCAGUUACUCCAAUGCCAUGGAUUUAUUUUACGCGUGUGCCUGCACCUGUGUGCACGCACAGAAGAGAAGAGCUGAGAGCAGCCACCAGCUCCUUCAUGUAGCUUUUCCCUGCAUGGCUUCAUUCUUUGCAUAAUUUCAGUGUAUUUGAAUUUAGAUACAGAUCCUGCUUGACAUGUAACUUGUGUGUGUGUGGUCAGGGAGAACAAAUCCCCAUGUGUGUCGGUACAAUCUGAGCUCCAGAGAUACAAGUGACACUGUUAGAGGUUAUUGGUGGCUCCUGGGCACAUCGCAGGACUGCUGGCAUUGUCUGGGACACUGUGUUUUGUUACCCCACGGCUCUCCUCCCUUCACCUGAGGAUUCCCAGUCAGGUGUGUUAAAUAUGUGACAAGCUUUGCAGACUGGUGGAAGGAAGAUAACAGGGAGAUACAGCCCCUUCUCUGGUCAUUGCAACCUUUCAUUUCUUACAGAUGAGGUGGAGGAUGACCUGAAGGCCAUUAUUCACAUCCUCCACUGCUGCUCUGUCCUGUGCAUCCCCAGAGCAUGCACUGAAUAAAUCCAGUUGUGAAAGUC
Messenger RNA from Corvus hawaiiensis (hawaiian crow), 1952 nucleotides. Its product is annotated as peptidase inhibitor 16-like. The transcript has 6 exons. Gene Ontology annotation, cellular component: extracellular region. The coding region runs from base 28 to 723 and encodes 231 amino acids. The record is from RefSeq and is a predicted model, not a curated record. Lineage: Eukaryota; Metazoa; Chordata; Aves; Passeriformes; Corvidae.